UCUGGCUGGUGGAUGAGUGUGGUAGCAAGAAAAUGCACGGAAUAAUCAGAAAAUGGAUCCUUUUUUUGUGCGUAACCCUUGCGAAAAGCAAAGAUUGCACACUUCAAGAUUUUCUUGGAGGAGACUUGUAUAGCCCUAAUUUUGACAUAACUGGUAUGGACAACUCCUAUGCCGACACAAAACAAGUCAGAGUGGGCUGCAAUGUAGGCUUCAGUGGCUUUUUUAAGCUAAUCUGUGAGAAUGGAAUUUGGAAAUCAAGAGGCUCGGGAUGCCAGCCCAGGUCAUGCGGCCAUCCUGGUGAUGCCCCAUUUGCAGAUUUUCAACUGGUGAAUGGAACCGAUUUUGUUUUUGGAUCAAAAGUUGUGUACAUCUGCCAUAAGGGCUAUCACAUGGUGAGUCGCAGAAACUAUCGGAAUUGCUUGACAGGAGGUUGGGAUGGAGCCGUUCCAGUUUGUGAAGCUCAACAGUGUCCGGCAAUCCGAGUGGACACUAGUAAGGUCAAAGUGACUGGGGAUCCUGAAGAAGCAGCGUUUGGCAACGUGGUUAUAUUUAGCUGCAAGUCUAACUCUGAAGUUCUGAAUGGACCUAUGGAGAUUUAUUGCGAUGAAACUGGAAAGUGGAGUGGAAUUGGUUGGAAAGACGAACCUCCGACAUGUAAACCAAUCACAUGCCGUCCACCGGACAUUAAAAACGGUCGUGUACUUGGAGAUGCCACAGAGUAUAGAGAAAAUGAAAUACUGAAUUAUUGGUGUGAUGAACAGUUUAAAGUAGCAAAUGGAAUUCCUUCAAAAUGCACCAAAGCGGGGCAAAUACCAGAUUGGAUUCCAACACCGUUGUGUGAACAAAUAAAAUGUCAUCUGCAACUGCCACCGCUCAGAGGGACUACAUAUGAACCUGCCUCCACAAGUGCAUUCUUACCUGGAGCAACUGUGACAGUCACCUGUGGGAGUACAUAUUGGAUUGAGAGGACUGACAAAACCUUCACAGAGGCCACUUGCAAAGGAGAUGGGGAGUGGAAUAUCAGACCAGUAUGCCAAGAGGUUAUAUGUUCCAAUCAGCGAGACCCGUUUGUGUCUUACUGGGGCGUCUAUUAUUGGCACCAGAAAAAACUUGGGGACACUGCAUCUUAUACCUGUAAGAGGGGCUAUAAGAGUACAAAUGGUGCCACUCGGGCCACAUGCACCAGGAAUGGAUGGACACCAAAACCCCUUUGUCACGAGACACGCUGCGAACGGCAUGACAUUGAAAAUGCAGACAUUGCCCACAACAGCAAGUGGAACUACAAUGAUGGUGAAGAAGUCCGUUACAGAUGCAGAAACAGUGGCAAAGAAUUCACUAUUACCUGUGAUGAAGGUGUCUGGACAGGAAUUGAAAAGUGCUCAAGUGAUGAGUCCUGCCUAAAACCCAACAUUCCAAAUGGAUUUACAGCUGGGCCUUACAAAAACACCAUCUACUACACCUGUGACGCUAAUUAUAAGCUUCCUACCAAAGGCUGGUGGGGUUCUGCGAAGUGUCAAGGUGGUGUCUGGUCUGGACUUCAACGCUGUAUCGAGAAAUCACGGUGUGGAGAGCCUCCUGUGAUUCCUAAUGGGAAAGCAACAGAAGUUCGACAGCCUGCUGAAGAGGCUCAAAUCCUUGAGAUAAGCUGUAAUAAAGGAUACUCCACUGAUGUUGAGCAAUUGACCUGUCAGGAUGGAAAAUGGAAUUUAAAUGGAGAAUCACUUGAAACACUCUGUAGACUUACCAGACCUCGCUGCAGUCCUCCACCCAGAGUUGAAAACGCUCUUGUUUUGAAACCUUAUCGGAAAGAAUUCCUCUCUGACUCUGUGAUAACUUAUCGCUGCCGUGAAAAUUUCACAAUGGAGGGAGAGGACACGAUUAAAUGCAUCUCAGGAGAAUGGGAGGAGAAGAACACCACAUGCAUACAAAAGCCGUGUCCAUUUCCCGAAGAUAUUCCUAAUGGCUCUUAUAGGAAAAUUUUUGGUAAAGAGUUUGUUGUUGGAACCAUGAUCAAGUACACUUGCAAUGAAGGUUAUCGAAUGGUCAGUCAGCACGAUACUCGAACAUGUUCGCUGGACGGCUGGACCAACACAGAGCCAAUAUGUGAACGCGCCACCUGUGAAAUUGCUGAGUUGCACUCGAAGCUCCGUGUGACCGGGUUGCCGCAAAGUGGAGAAACAAUAGAAUCUGGACACACUUUAUAUUUUGAGUGCAGUGAUGGCUUGAAGCUGGAUGGGAAUCCACAGAUUCGCUGCUUAAGGAGUGGAGAUUGGAGUGCUCCCUUCCCAACUUGCUCUGAAACAUGCAAAAUCCUUGAUGUGCCAAACAAUGUAAACCGCGACCCCGCGUUUGGCAAUGACCUACUGAAAGGACGGAAUCUGACAUUUACAUGCAAAUUUCGUGGACACUUCAUUCAAGGCUAUGCAACAGUUCAAUGUUUGGAUAACGGACAGUGGAGUCAUCAGUUUCCAACGUGUGGCACUCCUGUGCACUGUGGGAAUCCUCCACCUCUUGACAAUGGUGACACCACAGAAGCUCCGAAAUACGUCUACAGCCAUGAUGAAAGGGUUGAAUUCAGAUGUCAGAAUUAUUAUGUCAUGGAGGGUGAACCAUUCAAAACCUGCGUCAAUGGAGAAUGGAGAGGAGACAUGAAAUGCCUCAAACCAUGCACAGUGAACAAAAAUUUGUUGAAUAAACAUAAUAUUAGGUUUAAAUAUACCUAUAAUGAUAAGCUGUACUCCGAACACGAUGAUGAAAUGGAGUUUGUAUGCAAAAGCGGAAGUCCUGUAGCAGGAAACGACAUGCGAGUGAGAUGUCUCGACGGGGAGAUUCGCCUGCCAACCUGCCAGUGAAGAUUGGAAAAGCUCUCGGUGGCAUGAACACACAGGAAUAAUGUUUCACUGCACUGUGUGAUCUUGCAUGUUUGCCUUUGCAUGUUUUAUUAGAAAAAAAGAAAAAAAAUCUUUGGGUCUUGUCAUUAUUUUUAAUGUUGUUGAGAUGAGGAAUCUUUUUUUUUUUUUUUUAACAAUUUUAAGCAUAAUGAGAUUUGUGAAAUGUUAGAAAUGU
Messenger RNA from Salarias fasciatus (jewelled blenny), 3066 nucleotides. RefSeq names its product complement factor H-like. Lineage: Eukaryota; Metazoa; Chordata; Actinopteri; Blenniiformes; Blenniidae. Bases 33 to 2852 code for a protein of 939 amino acids. The record is from RefSeq and is a predicted model, not a curated record. The transcript is spliced from 18 exons.